Molecule: messenger RNA, 1347 nt
Organism: Arachis duranensis
Lineage: Eukaryota; Viridiplantae; Streptophyta; Magnoliopsida; Fabales; Fabaceae
Exons: 3
Coding region: 1-1347 (448 amino acids)
Molecular function (GO): nucleic acid binding; zinc ion binding
Source: RefSeq, a predicted model, not a curated record
AUGUAUGGUGAUGAAAAGAAACACUACAUGAUGGUGCGAGACUAUGGUCUGACAUUGCUAAAAGCCAAUCCUGGAUCAACUAUCCAGAUUGCAACCAUUCCUCAACCAGAUGGGACAGUGAUAUUUGAUAUAAUGUAUGUAUGUUUAAGUGGUUGUAGGGAUGGGUUCAAAGCUGGAUGUAGGCCGUUGAUUGGGUUAGAUGAUGCCUUUCUCAAGACUCAAUUUGGUGGCCAAAUUCUAUCCGCGGUUGGGCAGGAUGCCAAUCAUCACAUAUAUGUCAUAGCCUGGGGUCUGGUUCCUGCUAUGCAGGAGGUGAUGCCUAGAGUGCAUCACCGAUUUUGUGUCUGGUAUUUGUGGAGAAACUUCAACAAGAAUUGGAAAGACCUGGAAUUAAGGGGUUUACUAUGGGAAUGUGCUCGAGCCACCACAUUCCAAGAGUUUAGGGAUACCAUGAACAAGAUCAAACGUAUCAGCGAGGAUGCUUGGGCAUAUCUAAACAAGUGGCCAAGAGAUUCAUGGACUAAGUGCCAAUUUAGUCAUAAGCCAAAGUUGGACAGCAUAUGCAACAAUGCAUGUGAGGUGUUCAACUCCAAGAUUAAAGAAGCAAGAGCAAAACCCAUCAUUACUCUUUUGGAGGAGGUCCGAAUGUUUGUCAUGAGAACCAUUGCAAGAAACAAGGUAAAAUUAAGCAAUCAUGUUGGGAAACUACCACCAGUAAUCAAGAGUAUAUUGGAGAAAGUGAGGAAGGAAUCCAAGAAUUGGCACCCCAUAUGGACAGGAAAUGAUGGAUAUGAAAAAUUUGAGGUUCAUGGAUAUUCCACAAACCAUGUUGUUGAUUUGGGAAAAAAAUUAUGCACAUGUCAAUUCUGGAUGCUAACAGGAAUUCCUUGUGUACAUGCAUGUGCUGCCUUGUCUAGGGUGAAUAAGUCCCCAGAUGAUUUUUGUCAUCCAUUAGUGACUAUGGAAUCCUACAAGGCAACAUAUAACCAUCACAUAAAUCCAAUACCUGGACAACUGCUGUGGGAGGUUUCAGAAUUUAAUAAGCCACGUGCACCAAAGGUUAAGCGGCCACCAGAAAAAUUAAAGAUGAAAAGAAGAAUGGAUUCGGAUGAAAAACAUGGAGGAGGCAAGAGAUCGAGGAUAGAUAUUAAGAACAACGAUAACACUCAUUUGAAAAGGCAGCUUGGAAAAUUUACUUGCAGUUAUUGUGGUGAUAAAGGUCACACCAAAAGAGGUUGCAAAAAGAAGAGAUUGGCUGAUGCAGCAGUAGCUGCUGCUGCUACGGUUGAGGCUGCUACAAAAAACAGUCUAAAUAAAUUUACUAGGAUAUAUUUCAUUCAUAUAUAA